Messenger RNA from Endocarpon pusillum Z07020, 2319 nucleotides. RefSeq lists its product as uncharacterized. Lineage: Eukaryota; Fungi; Ascomycota; Eurotiomycetes; Verrucariales; Verrucariaceae. The coding region runs from base 1 to 2319 and encodes 772 amino acids. Gene Ontology annotation, cellular component: nucleus. The record is from RefSeq and is a predicted model, not a curated record. Gene Ontology annotation, molecular function: RNA binding. The transcript has 4 exons.
AUGUCGUCUGCAGUAGCAGAGCUGGAUGGCUAUCUUCAGUCCAUGCUCGGUCUCAAACCUCCAGGCGUAUCAGGCUCAAAAAUCACAAGUAUCACUUCACUAUGCACAGCAAAUGUUCAGUCUGAAUCUGUGCUCAUCCAAAAGAUCUACACGCAUUUCAAGAAAGCACCAGGCACACACAAAUUGGGAGUACUCUAUGUUGUAGACUCUGUAACCCGACAGUGGGUAGACCAGGCCCGCAAGGCUGGUCAGACUCCUGGUAGCGGUGCUCCAGACGGCACUUUCGCUGCCGGCGUGAAUAGAGUGACCGAACUUCUACCCGUGCUAUUGACUGACAUCAUAAAUACUGCUCCCGAAGAUCAAAAGGCCAGAAUCAAGAAGCUGCUAGACAUCUGGGAGCGAUCGAAUACAUUCCCAGUCGCCAUGCUAUCUUCUAUCAAGGAAAAGCUUGAUGCUCCAAAACCUAACAGUAAGCAGGCCCUUUUAUCUGUGCACGGCCAGUAUGCUCAAUCUACCACUCCGGAAGGCACACCAUCUCCUGACACCAUCAUGACAGAUCCGCAGCGAACUAACCCAAACCCCCCAGCUCCAGCACAGAAUACUUCAGCAAUUCUAGCUGCUCUUGCAUCAAUGGCGAAGCAGAGCUCAUCAGCACCUGCAGCCCCGGGAAUUCCAGCACAAGCUAGUAUGCAUAAUGUAUUAGGCCAGCAGAAUGGACAACCACAACCACCAGCACCGUCUGUAGACCAGGCCCAGAGUGCGACAAAUGGGCAGGCCGUAAACCCGCUGGGAGCCCUUUUCGCUGGAAUGACAGGAAUGAGUAAUGGCGGGCAGGGUAUGAAUCAAAAUCAAAAUCCAAAUCAGAAUCCAAAUCCCAUGACUGCUCAGCCAAAUCCGCUUGCAGCUCUAUUGCCGCAGAUGCAGUCUCAAGCACAAGUUCCUGUACCUCAUGCUAUGCCACAGAACAAUGCCGCAGUUUCUCCUGAUGUACAGCAGCAAGUUCAGUUGAUCCAGCUGAUGGCAGCCCAAGGUAUCCCUCCCGAGCAAUGGGCAACUGCUCUACAGCUUCUUAAUCCGAAUGCUCCAAAGCUAGGUGCUGCAGGCAUGCCCAACUUUGGUCAGCCCCCACAAGCAAGCGCCUGGGGUGGACAGAAUGAUGGCCGAUCACGUGAUGCUGCUGGCCAAGACUACGUACGUUCUCCGACAUAUGGUCGUCGUCGAUCGCGUUCGCCUGGUUGGGAUAGACGUCGUGAUGUAUCUCCGCCUCGUCGGCGUGAUAGUCCAGUGUAUGGUGAAUAUCAUGGAGAUUCUCCCGGUCGUAAUCGAGACAGAGGUGGCAGACGCGACUAUCGUCAGCGAAGCCCUCCUGGUAGACGCCGCCGCAGCCCUAGCCCACCACAAGCCUUGCCUCCACCAGGGCAGAAAGUCAUUCAGUGGGAGAAUCUUCCCAAGGGCAUGAUAAAAGUAUUGAGUCGAACCCUGUUUGUGGGAGGAGUCACUUCUUCCGAAGCCCAUCUAAGAUCACUUUUUUCCGCUUUUGGAACUGUGCAGACCUGUAUUGUCAAUACCGACAAACGUCACGCCUUUGUAAAGAUGAUCAACCGCCAAGAUGCAGUCAAGGCUCGAGAAGGCAUGGAACAAUUCAAAUCUGGAGAUAUGCAGCUUCGGACGAGGUGGGGUGUAGGCUUCGGUCCUCGGGACUGCAGUGACUAUCAAACCGGAAUUAGCGUUAUUCCUAUCGACCGCCUCACAGAUGCUGAUCGCAAAUGGAUGCUUAGUGCCGAGUACGGUGGCACUGGAGGACGACCUAUUGAAUCUGGAAUGGUUGUGGAGGAGCCAGAUAUUGAAAUUGGAGCAGGCGUCUCUUCCAAAGGUAAGCACCCUACUUCCAGUCUAUACUCUGACUGCACUAUCAACCCCUCUCCCAUUCCACUUUCAUGUUCCUCCUUGCGCGGCAUCAUCUCAUUCGUUAUUCUGUCUACAGCUAUAAGCCGGCGCAUGGCGACUGACCAGGGUGGUAAACACGGUCCACAGUCCUCUCGAGGCGACAACCGUGGGUCAAAUCGUAACGACGGUAGAAAUCGUUUCCGCAACGGCUACGAUGACCGAGAUCGAGAUAGCAACCAGCGCGACACGGCGGCAGCACCAAUCAACAACCCGAACCCGAACACGAUUGGUGUGCCACCUUCCGUUCCCCCACCCGUGCCCGGUUUUGGCUUCAACUUUGCCAAUGGAAUGCCCAUGUUUCCUCCUGGAUUCAUGAUGCCGACGGGUCAAGCACAACAGCAACAACAACAACAGCCACCUGGCAAUGAGUAA